AUGGUGGGCAGGUCCCUGCUUCUUGCCUUCAGGAUCAGCAGUGAAUUGACGCAGUCCUUGAACGUAAUUACCAUGGAUCUGAGGAAUGACCUGCAGAACCAAGUCAAUGAUGUUAUUUCCCGGCUGAGUUCCAAACAGCUCUUUCAAUCAAACUGGGACAUUGCUGCUUUUGCCGUGUUUUUCAUCUUCAUAGGUAUGGUCCUUCUGCUCGUAAUCCUGGUUCUUGUUCGCUUCUGCUGCUGCUGCUGCUGCGACGCGAUGGAAAAGCCUCACAGACAAAAGGUGGGCAUUGAGAACAUGGCACUGGAGCCCUAGGAAGCCGGGGAGCGUCGGAAAAUCAGCUUCACCAAAGCUUUGAUUCUGCCCAUUCCAAUGAAGGCAAACUAGUCUGUACAUUAGAAUAUAUGCAGCACUAUGCACACGUCUCAGGAAGUCAGAGAAAAUGUCUGAAUGAUCUUCAUAUUGGUGUAAAACUAUGAUAUUAUGUUUGUCGGAGUGUGUCAGCUUGACCAUUUCAGCCCCCUCCUGAAUUCACCCCAGUAUUUGCAGCAAACGUGCAGUACAGUCAUUUAUUUUUUGACUCGACCACUGCACAUCUUUAGCUAAUCGAUACCACACACAAUUAAUUAAAUUAAUCGAGCUGGUGGUGAAAUUUAACAAAUCCAGUGCUGAGGCCGAGUAGAGGUUUGGGAACCAAAGCGGUGUUCAUCUAGCCAUCCUGCAAGAUAUCGGUAACUUUUUGGAGAACAGAAGAAAUUGUCUUUUUUUAUUAUGUUACUGUUCAUUUCCAUAUGUUCUAAGGUUGUUGUUUUUUUCCAGAGUAAAUAUACACUAAAAACGUAGACAAAUAACCUUAAAACGUUUCUUUGACUGCCUGAGCCUUCUUCAUGGUACUGUAGAAGUGCUAAAAAGGAACCAUAAUACUCAAAUCAGUUUGUUCUAAUUUAAGUAGCAUUGUAAAUAUGGAGAAGAUUCUACAUCUAAUCUCGUGUGUCUUUAACGUUAGUGGAACCUCUUUUUACCAGGAAUAUCAAACAUUUGGGCGCUGACAUUUAGGAAUCAGAUAUAUGCGGUAUUGAAGGUCUUACAGUGCUUGUAAACGUCAGUGGAGGGUAAUCGGGCAAGGCUGUCCUGCAAUGAUAUGAAGGAUAGGGUGUCAGAUCCGGUAAGCUCCACUGAAACGCUGGCACUGGAAUUUAAGGACGAUUCAUCAGUCUGUGUAAUCAGUCAUCAGGCCAUAAAUGUGUAUUUAAUGUCUGUAAAUUUGUUUCUUUGUACUUAUUUGAGCAUCUUUGUAUUUAAACAAAAUAGCACAA
Molecule: messenger RNA, 1316 nt
Organism: Brienomyrus brachyistius
Lineage: Eukaryota; Metazoa; Chordata; Actinopteri; Osteoglossiformes; Mormyridae
Gene: smim22
Product: small integral membrane protein 22
Exons: 5
Coding region: 1-315 (104 amino acids)
Biological process (GO): regulation of cell population proliferation
Source: RefSeq, a predicted model, not a curated record